UAGACAGACAUGUAUUAUAGGUUUCUCCUUAUAGAAAGAAAAAGAUGGUUGAUAAUAUCAACAUAUUAGGGUCUAAAUAUGAUAGAGAAAGUCAUAAAUCUUACAAUUAUUCAAUUAGUGGUUCCUCAAGUGAUCAAGAUGCAGUGAUUAAGAAGCAAGAAAGAUUACUUCCAAUAGCUAAUGUUGGGAGAAUUAUGAAGCAAAUUCUACCACCAAAUGCCAAGAUUUCAAAAGAAGCUAAAGAAACAAUGCAAGAAUGUGUUUCUGAAUUCAUUAGUUUUGUUACUGGAGAAGCCUCAGAUAAGUGUCAUAAUGAGAAGAGAAAGACUGUGAAUGGAGAUGAUAUUUGUUGGGCUUUAGGAAGUUUGGGAUUUGAUGAUUAUGUUGAGCCAUUAAAGAGGUAUUUGCACAAGCAUAGAGAGUUAGAAGGUGAAAGAGUUAACCAAAAUAACGUUGGUGGAAACAAUAUUAUUGAAGAAAGGGAAAGAGAAGUUGGACUCUACUCCUCUCCCCGGGUUCCCUCCGCUCUAUGCCCGAAGGUUCAACUCAAUCACUUGGGCAGAGGGAUUUGACCUACCGACUACAGGGUCAGGUGCGAAAAUGAAAAGAACCAUAAAGGGGAAAGCGUUUUCUAUCAGGAGUUUCUCAAUUCUUAAGGCUCAUAUUUAAUGUUCUUGUUGUGUUUUGAUGAGUAAAUUUGCAUUUCCAUCUUCUUCUUUAUCUUCUAUAUAUCAUGUAAUUAAGUUGAAGAGAAUCUUUGCUUACUAUUUGGACAAGUUUUCUUAUUCAUAAAUCUUUCUGUCACAUAUGACCAUUUAGUCAGAAAAGAAUUCAAGAUUUAAACUUGAUCGGUUUAAUUUGUUAGUACUGAAAAAUCAUUGUAAUUU
Molecule: messenger RNA, 887 nt
Organism: Nicotiana attenuata
Lineage: Eukaryota; Viridiplantae; Streptophyta; Magnoliopsida; Solanales; Solanaceae
Product: nuclear transcription factor Y subunit B-5-like
Exons: 1
Coding region: 45-572 (175 amino acids)
Biological process (GO): regulation of transcription by RNA polymerase II
Cellular component (GO): CCAAT-binding factor complex; nucleus
Molecular function (GO): protein heterodimerization activity; DNA-binding transcription activator activity, RNA polymerase II-specific; RNA polymerase II cis-regulatory region sequence-specific DNA binding
Source: RefSeq, a predicted model, not a curated record